This is a messenger RNA of Dentiscutata erythropus, 570 nucleotides long. NCBI's taxonomy places the organism in Eukaryota, Fungi, Glomeromycota, Glomeromycetes, Diversisporales, Gigasporaceae. The record is from the annotation of a GenBank genome assembly.
AUGAACCAAAAAAAAAUUGAAGAUUUUAUUUAUUUUGGUGCAAAAACUAUAGAAUAUAAUCUAGUUACUUCUAAUUCUGAUAUCAAAAUGGACAUGACUAUUGUUUAUCCUCUCAAAUCACCAAAGUUUAAGUAUUUGGAUCAUUUAGACUCAAAUAUUAAAUUACAAACUAACUACUUUGUAUCAGAAUUAAUUAGAUUUUCUAAGUCUGGCAAAAUAAUAAUCGAAACUAUAGAUAUUGACUAUUUGAAAACUUCUGCUAUUAAUAUUAAUCAGAUUGAAAGUUCCUCACUUGCAAUACCAAAUGCAUCAUCGAUUAUUGAUCUUAUUGAUGAUAAUUUCAAUCUUACACAAGAAAUUGAUAUAGAGAAUAAUAACCUGCCUGAUUCUGUAAAUUUAGAAGAUGAAGAUUAUGAAAAACAAUCUGAUAAUUAUAAAAAAACUGUGGAAUCAGAUAAUAAAAAUGAUUUUUAUAAUGAAUUCGAAGAAAACCAAAAACUACAUUCUAAAAAGAGAAAGAGAAAUACUACUAAACCCCAAAAAGAAAAGGGAAAGAAAGUUAGAAAAUAA